Cajanus cajan (pigeon pea) is the source of this 1397-nucleotide messenger RNA. It is a transcript of the gene PAP2, whose product is annotated as phytochrome-associated protein 2. Gene Ontology annotation, cellular component: nucleus. NCBI's taxonomy places the organism in Eukaryota, Viridiplantae, Streptophyta, Magnoliopsida, Fabales, Fabaceae. Gene Ontology annotation, biological process: regulation of DNA-templated transcription. The record is from RefSeq and is a predicted model, not a curated record.
CUGAUUCUUCAUCCUCAAUUUCUGUUUCCCCCUCUCUCCAUUCUUUUCCAUUUCUGAGAAUAAGUGAAACUGUAGAAGUAUUGUGAGCUGAAGUUUGAUGUCUGUGCCAUUGGAGCAAGAUUAUGUAGGCUUAUCAGAGGUUCCUGCAAUGAAAGAUUGUGACAAGUUUUCUAAGAGGACUAGUGGUGGCUUGAACCUCAAGGCUACUGAGCUGAGGCUUGGCUUGCCAGGUUCUGAGUCACCAGAGAGAGAUGAGGGUUUGGAAGACAAAAAUUUGCACCCUUUAGGCAUGGUCAAGAGUUUGGUGUCUGGGGCCAAGAGGGGUUUCUCAGACACCAUUGAUGGGGGUCCUGGGAAGUGGCUUCUCUCUGGGAGUGGUGGAUCUGAGGUGGGGUUGGGUAAAGAUACUGUCUUGUUCUCUCCAAGGGGUGCUGGAACUGGUGUUAGUGCUGCCAAGGCUGAGUGUUCCAACCAACAAACUUCUGUUGUGAAAGAUAAAGUUCCUCAGUCUCCAAAGCCAUUGAAUGAGAAGAAGCCUCAGAUAUCUGCUCCUGCUGCAAGGGAGCAAGUUGUGGGAUGGCCGCCAAUCCGUUCUUUCAGGAAGAACUCAAUGGCCACUCAGCCACAAAAGAAUGAUGAUGAUGCAGAAGCCAAGUCUGGAUGCCUUUAUGUGAAAGUUAGCAUGGAUGGUGCUCCAUACUUGAGGAAAGUGGACCUCAAAAACUUUUGCAAUUACAUGGAACUGUCUUCAGCACUGGAAAAGAUGUUUAGUUGUUUUACAAUCAGUCAAUGUGGUUCUCAUGGAGUUUGUGGUCGAGAUAAGUUGAGUGAAAGUAGAUUGAUGGAUCUCCUUCAUGGUUCAGAAUAUGUGCUCACCUAUGAAGACAAGGAUGGUGAUUGGAUGCUAGUUGGUGAUGUUCCAUGGGAAAUGUUCACUAACUCUUGCAAGAGGUUGAGGAUAAUGAAAAGUUCUGAAGCAAUUGGACUAGCACCAAGAGCCAUGGAAAAAUGUAAGAGCCGCAACUAGCAAGAUGGUAUGGAUACAGAGAUGGAGUAUUACCUUUAAACACAUCAUACAAAGAGUCCAGAGGCAAGUGCAGGAGGGCAAAAGCUGGGGCUUAUCUUGCUUCAAUAUGUAUAAUCCUACAUAUGGGAUCCAAGCAUCCUAGACGUCUUAGUAGGCAAUAUCAAUAUAUGUUUGUUGUAGACAUUAAUUUAAGGUUUCUUAGGCUUGUUUCCUCUCACUUUUCCUCAGUCAGUGUUACAGUGGACUUCAAAAAACCUGAAGCUUCGUUAGUAUGUAAAUUUUGUAACUUACGUCUCUGAAAAUUAAUAUUGGUGAGCGUUUUGACUUUCAAGUCAUGCAUGAAAAAUAAAAUAAAACCGUUUUUUUAAGA